AUAAAUUAGUAGAGGCAGAAUGGUGAGUGAAGCAGUAGAAAUGAAACUAUAUGAAGCUGCGUCAAAAGGGGAUGUAACAGCUCUUCAACAACUAGUUAAAGAAGAUCCAUACCUCAUUCAUGGAGUCUCAUUUCCAUGUUCAAGAAAUCUUCUACACAUAGCAGCAAUGUAUGGACAAAUAGCCAUUGUUGAAGAACUGUUGAAGCUUAAUCCGCUGCUAGCUCGGGGUUCGGACUCCCAAAAAUCGUCGCCUCUUCACAUUGCAGUGGACCAAGGGGACCUUGAAGUCACAAAAAGAUUGUUGUUGGUGACCCCAGAGAUGUGCUGGUGGCGAGACGAUCAAGAGAUGAACCCGGUCCAUAUUGCAGCCGUGAAAGGGCAUUUUAUGGUUUUGGCGGAGCUGCUUCGACUGGAUCUAUUUCCUGCUCGGGAGAGAGUGCAUCGUGGGCAGACCGUGUUGCACUUGUGUGUGAAACAUUGCCAAAUUGAGACAUUGAAGGUUUUGGUGGAAAAGUUGGGAGACUUAGUUUGUGCAGAGGAGGAUGAUGAUGGAGAGACACUCUUGCAUUUGGCCGUUAGAUCCAAUCAACUUGAGGGAAAACAGCAUUGGAUAUCUUGCACGAGAGCUUUCGCGACACAAGCACAUAUUUAGAAAUGCGAAGAAUAUUGCAUAACGUCUAUCCCCAGUCGAUCGUCGAGCACUUUCCUAAGUUGACCGACAUGACGAUGGUGGUGGUUGUCCUGAUAGCCACGAUGGCGUUCCAAGUGACGGUCAGCCCCCAGGGGGCGUGUGGCAGGAUGACACGCCAUCACACAACGCGGGCAGAGCAGUGAUGGCCACCACUCAUCCUAAAGUCUAUGAACACUUCAUUAGUGCUACCACCACGGCUUUCAUUUCAGCGAUCGUCACAAUCCUCCUUAUCAGCACCGGAGCGC
Molecule: messenger RNA, 936 nt
Organism: Salvia hispanica
Lineage: Eukaryota; Viridiplantae; Streptophyta; Magnoliopsida; Lamiales; Lamiaceae
Source: RefSeq, a predicted model, not a curated record